Messenger RNA from Salmo salar (Atlantic salmon), 6422 nucleotides. RefSeq names its product poliovirus receptor. Lineage: Eukaryota; Metazoa; Chordata; Actinopteri; Salmoniformes; Salmonidae. The record is from RefSeq and is a predicted model, not a curated record.
UGACAUCACAAUCAGUCACACAGUAGCGAUCUGUCCGCAGUGUGGAAGUAGUUGGUGGAGCGCACGCAAUCCAAUCCACUUUUUUAGCUACCAGACCAAUAUACAUUUGUGAGUUUGUUGUCCGCAUCGCUUGGACCAAUUGGAUAGGAUUUUUCUUCAUUUUAACAGGCUCCGACAGAAGCGCAGUCAGUGAAGGACGUUUGAAAACUGACGGUUUGAAUUACUGACUUCUGAUUAGUUCAGGAUUAAGUUCAAACCGGAAAAAAACACGGAUAUAGGUUUUGUUUUUACCAACGACAUAAGAUUAAUUUUAAUCAGCACAGACGGCAUGGCGAGAAAGGACGCUCGGAAUAAGCAUGACUUCACAAACAUCAUCGGACUGUUCAGCGUGGUCACGUUGCUGACUUUUCAAGGGGCGUUGUCUCAGCAGGUGAAGGUGGAACCGGAAGUGAUGUCUUACCCCAGCCAGGCGGUCAACCUGAGGUGUGCCUUCGCAGACGCUGGAGGGAUACAGCUCACACAGGUGUCCUGGAUCUAUGAGCCGAAGGAGGGCGAGCGGCUCAAUAUCGCAGUGUUCCACCCUAAAUUUGGGGCAAGUUACCCCACAUCGCCCUUGAAGGGGCGGGUCCGCUUCACGACGGAGCCCCCCUCCCUCAGCAACCCCUCCAUCCAGAUUUCGGACGUCAAGAUGACUGACGAGGGGAAAUACAUCUGUGAAUACGCCACCUACCCCAGCGGCAACGAACAGGGCGUCACCUCCCUCAUCAUGCUAGCCAAACCCAGGAACUCUGCCUCCGGGGUAACAGUGAUAGCCUCCACUGUCGCCGCGGGAGCCAAGCCAGUUGUCGUGGCCCGCUGUGAGUCGGCCGACGGUCGUCCUGCUGCCCAGAUUACAUGGGUGACGGCUGUCAACGGCAACGCUACCUCUGCCUCUACGGCGGGCGCUGACAACACCGUGACGGUAUCCAGCCAGUACAUGCUGGUUCCCACAGCAGCAGACAACGGCAAAGACAUCAGCUGUUUGGUGUCCCAUCGGACCCAGGCCAAGCCUGAGAGCUUCCUGAUGAAACUGGCCAUCGAAUACCCCCCACAGGUGACCAUCGUGGGCUAUGAUGAUAACUGGUACAUGGGUCGGACCAACGUGGCUCUGACCUGUCAGGCUACUGCCAACCCCAUCCCUACCACCAUCACAUGGAAAACUAUGACUGGUCAGAUGCCAGACACAGUGCAGGUAAAAGAAAACGUGCUGACCGUGCUGAAGGUGGACGAGCAGGCCAACACAACCUUUGUCUGCGAGGUCAAGAACCGCCUGGGCACCGGCAAGGACCAGGUCACUGUUAUGGUCAGAGAACCCUCUGUGGUCCCCUCCAACGCAGGCGUGGUGGCAGGUGCUGUGAUUGGCUCCCUUCUGGCCCUCCUCCUCGUCGCCGCCCUUAUCGCCGUCCUGGUCACCCGGAGCCGCCGGCAACAGCAGGGUUACCGCGGCAACCCAAACCACAGCUCCUACGACAUAAAGUCGCGCAUCUUCGGUGGCGGCAAGAAGGGGAGCAAGAACGGGACAGGUGCUGGCGCUGGGGGCAACGGGGUGGGCGGCAACAACAGCCCCAUCUACGUCUACAAGGAGGGCUCCGCCCAUGAUGGCCUGACUGACAAGGCCAAUCACCACGUGCCGCUACACCUGGGGGGGCGUGGUGAGGGGGGGGUUGCCACGGCACAGGACAUCCUGCUGAGCGGCGAGCUGGACGAGGCAGAGCGGAGGAAGUUUGACCAACUGGAGGACGACGAGGAGAGUUACGACCACUUUGGAAGGGGCGUGCCCAUCCUGCAGCUCCGCCCACCACAUGACCAGGACGGAAUCAUGGGCGGUUACCUUGAUGACGACAUGGAGUCUCAGCGAGACGGGUCGGUCAUCUCACGGACUGCCGUGUACGUGUAGAAAGAAUGGGAAGAGGAGGAGGAGGAGGAGGAAGGGGGAUGGAAGAAGGAAAGGAUGAAUGAAAAUGUCCUCCUUCCAGAGGAGUUUGUGGUGUUGGGUUCUCCUCUGUUGGAUCAUUUGAAAUAUAUUAACAACGACCAACAAUGCAGCCCACAGAGGGAGCAAGAUGAACUGAAUGAAGUGGCUGAGGGAGGGAAUGUACAGAAACAAGAUGAACUGAAUGAAGUGGCUGAGGGAGGGAAUGUACAGAAACAAGAUGGAGGACUGGUAUAUUGAUAAGACAAAUAUUUUUCUCUGGUCCCAAUAUGAAAAGUGGAUCACUUGGUAUCUAUCUACCAAAACAAAUGAAAGAAAUCCUAAAACUAUCUUCCUCACAUUGCUGCUCUGUCUGUUGUGUUCCUCCUUUCCUUAGCUUAGGGACCUUGGAGAUUGAAGCCUCCAGAGAGACACAUUGCGGUAGGGACUUGUGGGUAAAAUGGCAUCUCCAUGCAGCCGUUCCCUCGCUAGCUAGAGAAACUCCUCACUAAAAUAUUCACUCUCAUCUCCACUAAACGCACAGGAGCAAUGUAAGGGGUGUCACGAUGAUAUCUGCUCCCUGCUAUUCUCGUCUCUCUCCUGUGGGACAACGUUUGUUCCGGCUACAGUAGCCUUGUUUCUGCUGCAUGUGACAGUACUGGGGAAGGGAAGGGAAGGGGAAGUUUGGCAGCAGAAGUGGUCGAUGUAGUUGUGGUUAAGUAGAAUGUCAGACUCUUUAUGUUGCAGUAGGCCGCCUCUUUCUACCUCAUUUUCUCUCUGCUAUUGUGCCACCAACUGGAAGUAGGCACAGAAUUUAGUUUGGGACAUUCUGAAAUGAUAAACAACUUACUGAAGGAGGUAGUCAUCCAGAUGAAGAGUGCAUGAAAGGGGGAUUGAUAGGAGGGAGGGAAUGGAUAGAGGGAAACCGUACACCUGUUCUCAUCUCUGGAGAGACUGGGAGAGAGGGAUUAGGAUGAAUUGAUAGAGGGAGUCAAAGGAAAGGCUCUGAAACAGCAGGGCUGUUCUUCCUCUCCUCCGUUUGAUCCCCCUCUUCUUGUGGUGUUCCUGACAGGAAGAGUUUGAUUGCUAAUGAGCCAUGAAGUCACCGCUCAGCUUAGCCCACACGCACACCAAAUGACCACCGCUUGGAUGUUAUGACGUGGACAUUUUCUCUCUCUCUCUCUCUCUCUCCCCGUCUCUCUCCUCCCCAGUCUUUCUCCAUCACCUCUCUCUACCGUGUGUGUGUGUGUGUGUGUGUGUGUGUGUGUGUGUGUGUGUGUGUGUGUGUGUGUGUGAUUUACACAGGGCUGUGUGGAGGUCAGGGAUACAGGGAGAGCAGAGGGAGUAUUUCAUGCCUCCCUCCCUACGUGUCAAACACCCCACUUACUGUAGCCCCUUCCUCCUGCCAGACCUGACUCAGAAAGCCAUGGUGGAGUCAUGCCCUGCUCACUGUACAUCUCAGCUUUCAUAGGUUGAUUAGUCAGGUUCUAUAGCAAUCCAAAUACAUGAUGGCAUAUUUGCAUCUGUAGCCAAUUAAGAUAUAAAUGAAUUGAUUGAUUCUGUGCACACACAGGGGGUGUAUGACCUGUUAUAGGACCUAUGUUGACUAGCAGAGCUCUGGGUAUAAUCCUUCAUGAUUCAGACAGACCGGAGCCUGAUAGUUUAGUGACUCAUUUGUCUUUCUAACAAGACAGUCGAGGGCUGUUCAAGCCAAUAUCACCAUGUACAACAAUUAUACAUCACUAGAGGCAAACAGUUGACCACUGAAAGGCUAUAACCAGCUGUCUUCCUGAAGAGCCUUAGUUUCCUACCCGCAAUACCCCAGAUCUGAAUCAACCCCUGAACGAUUCCUAUCUCAUGACUCCCCUGUGAUUCAUUGUGUUCCCUGGUUAGUCAGGGGGCGGCAGCGUAGCCUAGUGGUUAGAGCGUUGGACUAGUAACCGAAAGGUUGCAAGAUCGAAUCCCCGAGCUGACUAGGUACAAAUCUGUCGUUCUGCCCCUGAACAAGGCAGUUAACACACUGAUCCUAGGCCGUCAUUGAAAAUAAGAAUUUGUUCUUAACUGACUUGCCAUUUAAAUAAAGCUAAAAAAAAAAUAAAAAAAAAUCUGUGGGGUUUCCUUGGCUGCCCUGACCAGGCGAGGAGCCUGAUUGGCCCAUUAAGCCUGGGUCUGUUUCUGGGUCACGGCCAGCCAGAGGUCAUGGGGUCACAGAGAAACGCACAUAUUACACACACUCUGGUGAGAGAGCGAUGUGCAGUAGUGUUCCAGGAUGACGUUAACUCUUGUAGUGGCUGUUGACCUUGGAGUGGGGGAGAGGAAGGAACUGGGAGGAAUGGAUGGAUACUGACCCACUGCGACUCGCCUAACCAUCAGCACUUGAUAACACCAUAGCCUAAGUCUGUCAGUCCUCAGUAUGCAUAAACAUUAUAGAUACAGUAAAAUGCAACCAUUUUACUUCCAUAUGCGUCUAAGUAUUUUGCUUUGCAACAUGGAAUUUUAAUUUUGGAGCACCGGUGCGCCUAGAAAAAUGUAGAAUUCCAGCUUUAUUACCUCAUAUUUUUUACUGUGCUCCUUAAUUUCUUUAACUUAGCCACACACGUGCUCCUAAAAAAGGUCAACGUAGAGGCCUGUAGUGAACUACUUAUCAUGACCACUAAGAAACACGCAUCUCCAAUCUUUGCACUUGUGUGUAACACCAAAACAGGAUAUGCCCACUAGUUAUAUUUGUAUGAAGGUGAUGAAGUGUCUCUGGAGAAAUAUUGAUAAUGUCCUUCAGUUUGUGAUGUGAAGAGGGAGGGAAGGGAGAAAGUUGUAUGUAUAUUUUGGUGUGAGGUAUCUGUAUACUAUAUAUGUACGGAUCUUUAUUUUUCUUGUCGAACUCCUGUGAAAAAAAUGCGGAUAUUGAUCAAUGUGUAAAUAACUGCUGUAUAGUCGAUGUUGUCAUGUGGAACUCACUUCCUGGUUUGGCCAAGGUCAAAGUUCAAUCAGAGCCAAUAAUACUGUACUCCGAUUGUAACUGUUUGAAUAGACAACCCUUCAAUGAAAAGGUAUAGGAUGUAUAAGAUCAUCUUCAACUAUUAAAUACUGCUGAAUCUAGUUCAUCUCAAGAACAAUAGUUGAAAUGCAUGUAAACAUUUUAGUUUUUCAGCUAGGAUGAUGACUGAAAUAACUGGAUUGGCAGGUUCACUAAACUGAAUCAACAUACUUAAGAUACCUGCCCCUUCACCCAUAAACACACACACUAUAUAUCAGAUAGACUAGCUCCCACAGAGGCAGUGAUCUGUGUGGUUUCUGAGUCAGCGCUGUGUGUGUGUGGCUCAGAGGCUUUGGGACAUCUGUCAGUGCUACAGGGUGUGUAACCCGAAUGGCCAUUUCCUGUCCCCUCUGUCUCUUAGCAUAGGGAGUUAGAGGAGAUAUUACUGUACACUGUCCCCUGCAGCCUGAUCUCUCUCUCUCUCUCUCUCUCACUCACUCACCACUCACUCACACAGAAAGGAGGAACUAGUAGGAGAGACACUUCCCCAAAUGCACACAAACACUUAGUGGUCCGAACUCUGUCAGAACAUUCACAGACUCUUCUGUUCUCCAGAGACUGGGAGAGAGCCACACACACACACACUCACACACACACACACACCUCUUGCCCACUGUCAGGGAUUUAAGGAACAUGUGUUCUGAGAACACUGUCUGAGAAUCAUCUGUACUGUUGCUCUCUCUCUCUGUGAGGGCUGCGUUUUUAAAGCUUUGAUAAAAUAAAUGCCCAAUUGGCCAAUCUUUUACCACAUUUAUUUUUUAAGUAAAUGCUUUCUGGGAAUGUACUUCUCUUGAUCCUCGCUUGUACUGCCUGGCACAAAGGUUUUAAAAUCAAAAUGCUUUUAGAGAGUUGACGUGAUGUUCCUGACCUGUAGCGAACACAGAGUUGGGUUGUUGUUUAGUUGUUGUUGAUAAUCCACAUCGUCCUCCCCUGGCUCUAAACACUGAUGACUAAUCGACGCCUUAACUUCCUGGUCGUCUCCAUCGCUCCCCCUGACGUGUACAUAGUAUAAAUACAGUAUCUAGUAGAAAGAAAAAUAAAGAAUGAAUCAUUUAUGGUGUCACGUGUUGUAUUUCUCAGCGCCAAGCAUGAAGGAUUUAUUCUCUUCUGUAUCAAUGCUUAUUUUACAAGUCCUUAUCUUUUUAUCUCUUAUUGCAGUGCUUUAUAAUUUGUUUUUGGAGUGCUUUAUUUCUCGUCUGCUUUGCUGAGACUACUACGCCAAAACGGGCUUAAUGUGCUUUUACCGUGCACCAUUUUGUACAGUGCACACUCGAAACAAUCUUACCACAAAAUGUGCUUUUUAUUCACCGCUCUCUGAACUUGUUUAUUUUAUUUUUUAAAGUAACCUUUUAGAAUUUGUCACUAUUUGUCAUGUCUUUCUAUUUUGUCUUUUUUUGUAUUUGGUUGCAAUUAAAGUUUUCUUGAUUUUUGAAAUGA